Messenger RNA from Papilio xuthus (Asian swallowtail), 2009 nucleotides. RefSeq names its product sulfotransferase (gene Sult). The record is from RefSeq and is a predicted model, not a curated record. Lineage: Eukaryota; Metazoa; Arthropoda; Insecta; Lepidoptera; Papilionidae. The transcript is spliced from 7 exons. Bases 184 to 1224 code for a protein of 346 amino acids. Gene Ontology annotation, molecular function: sulfotransferase activity.
AAAGAAACAAAUUCAUUUAAGAUUUGCAAUUCAGAAUUUCGCGCGCUUUAUUUUACACACUAAAAUGUUAUCAAUUAUAUUAGAUCGAUAAAAUAUGAUUAGAUUAUGCAUUAUUGAAAAAGGUUGGAUAUCGUGCGAGUGAUACAGUGUCACAUUGUUCCUGUUAAUGUGUACUAGACAAGGAUGGCGCCCUGGAUAGACCUGCCUUACGAGAUCAGGAACGUGACACCUGAAGAAGACAAAAUUAUCAAGAAAUGUCUAAUCGGAUACACGAAACCAUUUGUAAAAUGCGGUAAGAACGAAUACGUGAUGGCGGCCUCGUUUAGAAAACACGCAGAGGAAAUCUACAACCUUGAAGUGAGGCCUGAUGACGUAUGGGUUAUCACUUUCCCGAGAUCAGGUACGACGUGGACGCAGGAAAUGGUCUGGCUCAUAGAAAACGAUUUAGACUUCAAAGCUGCCAAAGGAAAGCCGCUUCAUGAACGAUUUCCUAUGUUGGAAGUAACCGCGCAUAUACCACAAGUAGCUUUUGAAUUAAUCAAAGCAAAUUUUAUGAACUUAGCUUACUUCCAAGGCUUGAACCAUGCUGUUAGGAAGCCCAGUUGGAAAGCGAUAGCUGAAGCACCAUCACCUAGGUUCAUCAAGACACAUCUUCCACUGUCUUUGUUACCACCAAAGUUGCUAAGCACAGCAAAAGUAAUUUACGUCGCCAGAGAUCCGAGAGAUGUCGCUGUAUCAUAUUAUUACCUUCACAAAAUGGUCGCCAAAACUCUCAUGCGAGCAACAUUUCAAACUUUCUGGGAAGCGUUCAGAAGAGAUCUAUUGCCAUGGACACCGAUCGUAGCCCAUACGAAUGAAGCUUGGGAGAAGAGACACAAUCCGAAUCUCCAUUUUAUGUUCUAUGAAGAUAUGAUUAAGGAUUUACCUAAAGAAAUUCGUGCAGUUUGCAAGUUCCUAAACAGAAAGUAUCCAGCAGACAAAAUAGAAACUUUAGCCGAUUAUCUCAGUUUUGACAGUCUGCGAAAAAACAAAAACGUCAAUAACACGGCGGGAGACAACACUGAAGUACAAUUUCUCAGAAAAGGAGAAGCAGGCGGUUGGCGAACACACUUCGAUGCGGAAAUGGAGCUACAGGCUGAGGAGUUCAUAUCAACGCGUCUCAGAGGCCUAGACCUAUCUUAUCCUUCCUUCCAACCGAAUGAGACUGAAUGCUCUCAUUUGUAACCGUUACAGUAUUAAGAUUUAUGUAUAAGACUGAUUCUGUAGAAUGCAGUGAAGAUAUCAGAGGUUUUAGACAUUCGAUUCGAAGCGAUUCCAUAGCGAACUUCGAAAAAGUAUGGACCUGACGCGCGACAAUCACAUGACUUAUCGAAAGUUAUUGUCAGUUCUAUACAUUUUUGAAGUUCGUUAUGGAAUCGCUUCGGAGCGAAUACACUUUUUCUAACCCCAAAAUCCUAUUUCCACUUAGCGAUUAAUCGCAUUAUUUUAUUCAACUUUUGUAUGGUCGCGUGUCCUCAUUCUAAUAUUGAUAGCGUGACUACAUCACGUAGGCAGAGUUCUGCGAUUACGCUAAGUGAAAAUAGCCAUUAAUUUUUUUUAUCAUGUCUUAAAAGUGUAACUAUAAUACAUCUCUUAGCUAAUUUAUAGAAACAGAAGGACAAAAUUCAUUUCCUUGGUUUUUAAAUAACUACCUAAAAGCUUUGCUUGAAUGCGUUUAGUUUCAUAAGUAAAUCAGAAGCUUAGCUAAUCGAUAGUCUCUUGAUUGUUAAUGAUCACUGUCCGUGUGCAAGAAACGUUGCCUGUUUCAUAGAGCGAAAAGAAACUUAAAAAAACAUCGUUUAGUCUGAUGGAGUUCCUAAUGUUAAGCCCUUCCUACGUACUCUAAAAAAAUUUAAAGACAAAACGUAUAUAAGUUAAUAAGCCAUGUGUUCACAAAAGCUAAGUUAAAUAAGUUUUUUUUUUUAAUUGUGUGUAGUUUUUCUAUAAGAGUAAGUCUCGACGUUUCUACG